CCGGCCCCGCUGCCGCCGCUUCCUCCGGGAGCUGCCGGGGAGGGGGCCCGAGGGCUUCUCCUCCUCUCGCCGGGUUAUUUUUUCCGGUGCUCGCUCCAGCGGGGGAGGUGGGAAGAGCCAAAAGGCGGCGGUACCCCCCUUGCCGCCCCCCUCCUCCUCUCCGCCGCAGCACAUGGGAAGCCAAAGUUUUCCUCCUCCUCGUCCUGCCGCUCCCGCUCGGUGCCCUCCGCCGCCCGCCCUCGCCCCGCAGCCCCCCGGGCCGGCCGAGGAUGCGGCGGCUCCGCUGGGACACCCAUGUCCCGCUGGAAUAGAGGCCGGCAGGAGCCUCUCCAGGGCCGGCAGGCAGCGAGGGCCAGCCCGCAUCUCCCGCAGGGAUCCUCCGCUCCGCGCUGGGAAGGAGCCGUCGGCACACGAGCAUCGGAUGCUUUAGCGGCGCCGCACGGCCGCGCUCCGGCCGGGCCAUGGGCACCGGGAUGUGCUCCAGGAGGCAGAAGGGGCUGGUGCAGAGCGUUUUCUGCCUGCUCACCGCCGCCUGCCUGGCCUCGGGGGUGCUGCUCUACAGCCACCUGCAGCGCAAGGUGAGCGCCGCCGAAGGGCUGGCGCAGAAAUACAAACAGCAGCAGGAAGCGCUCUCAGCCCAGCUGCAAGUGGUGUACGAGCACCGGUCCCGGCUGGAGCGAUCCCUGCAGAAGGAGAGAGGGGAGCACAAGAAGACGAAGGAAGAUUUUUUAGUGUACAAGUUAGAAGCUCAGGAAGCUCUCAACAAGGAGAAGCAAGACUCCAUGAACAGAUACGGAGCGCUCAGUUCCCAGCACAAGAUCCUGAAGAACCAGCACGACGAUGUCAAGAAGCAGCUGCUGGACCUGCAGCUGCAGCACAACGGCCUCAAACUGGAGCACCGUAAGAGCCUGGAGACCCACAGCCAGAAACUGGCACAGCUGCAGCAGGAGAGGGACAGCGAGGUGUCCAACCUGCAGGACACGGUGUUUAAACUCAGAGAAGAGAGCAAGCUGCUCAGGAAAGCCCACCAGGAGGUUCACUCCCAGCUCCUCAGUGCCCAGGCGCAGAUGGAAGAGUUCAGGCAGCUCAAGGAGGCUCUGCAGAGGAUGCCAGGCUUGAGAGGAGCAGCGGGAGCUGCCAGGGGGCCGCAGCCCCUGGUGCCAGCCAGCAGCCAGCUGCAGCCGGGGAGGCUGAAGGUUUCCCGGACCAGCCCCGAGCACGGUCCCUCGGCCCCGCCGGGCUCUCCGCAGCUGCCCCCCCAGGGCCCCUCCAUCCCGGCCGUGCCCAGGCCCCCGGUGCCCUCGGAUCCCGGGUGGCUCCCGGAGGCUGUGCCAGCCUGGCCGGGGCACCCCGGGCACAGCGCCCGCCUCAGCCGCACCGUGCACGGCCUGCCCGGGCCCGAUGUGAAGAUGGUGAUGCGCAUCCAGGUGCGGAGCCACGAGGAGAGCCAGGCUCCUGGGCUGUCCCUGCCUGACCCAGGACAACCUUCUCCAGCAGAAAAACCUCCCAUGCCAGGCAGCCACCACUCAGCAGGGAACAGACAGGUGCAAGUGCAAAGCUGGAAGGACCUCGUCAGCAAGGUGAACGCCCAGAUGGACGAGGAACAAGCACGUGGGUACCCCAAGAACCUCCAGCUCACCCCCAAGGCCGGGCAGAAGGUGCAGAGAGGCAGCCCCCAGCCCCCCAGCCCCAGGAGAGGGGCAGAGCAGGCAGCAGAGAAGGACAGGGUGGAUGAGGAGGAGCUGGAAAUGGAUGCAGGAGUGAUCGACAGGGAGGAGAAGGUGCAGAAGGAGGCCGUGGUCCAGGAGCCCAUGAUGCCAGAUGAUGCUGCAGACCCUGCCCAGGACCCCAAUAACCAAGGUGAGGAUGAGUUUGAGGAGGCUGAGCUGGAGAGACCUGACUUCGAGGAGAAGGUGGGAGGCUUGGAGAAGUUUAAGGAGCCCAGCAUUAAAGAAGAGUCCAAGGAGAAGCCACCAAAGGAUGCUGGCAGAGCUGCCAAGCCCAGGGAAGACCCACUGGAGGAGUACCAAGAAGAUCAGGAGCAAGAAAUUGUACGACACCAAGGAGGAUCAUGGAGGGGAGGUGGAUGACAACGAUGACCUGGAGCUUGUCCAAGAGCAGAAGGACCGUGUAGGAAUGCAGGGAGCUGGUGGCAAGAAGGAUGACUACUUCUGAGAGCUGCUGAAGGAAAACGGGAUGCUCCAGGAUUGAGGGGAUGGGAAUCCUCAAUUAAACACCGCCCAGAACAAAGGCAGGAGGAGGGAGCUCUCUGCAGGCCCUGGCAGGGGUGUGCAGACCACAAUUCCAUCUCGGUGUGGGGCCACUGGGAGAUCUCUCAGACUGGGAAUGAUCCCGUCCUGCUGCUUUUCUUAGAAGCACUUUUCGAUUUCCUGUGUGUUCUUCGCCCUCUUGUUUCUCACGUCCCCUCCCGAAGCUGGAGAGGGUUUUUUUGGUCCGUUUUUGGGGGGUGUUUUUUACCCCUCCCCAGGCAGCAGAGGGGUGCUGAGCUGCUCCCCUGGACUCACUUGACUGAUGUCUAAUACAAAGGAAUCUGUCUUCAUAAAUUAUUUCGCUCAGGAGUGUUUCUUUAGCACACCCUUCGCUCCCCUCCGAGCAGGGUGGGGAGGGAAUCAGAGGAGAUUUCCAGCUCUUUGUGUGGAGCUGCACCAGCCACGGCCAGCAGUGUGUGUGUGUGUGUGAACACCUGCACUCCCUGCGUGGCACACACACCCUGCAGAGCCCUGGAGAGUUCUUGCCUUGCCUUUGAGCUGUGACAGUCCUGCUGGGCUCAAGAGUGUCCCCAUGCAAUGCUGUGCAUCUCCCCGGGUUGCUGCUGGAGGUGAGGUGCUGGCCUGAGCUGAGAGAGGCUCUUCCCCACGGGGACGGGGACAGCCACACCAGGAAAUGGGAAAUAAGGACUAUUUGCAGCCCAACUAAUGCAGUUCCAAUCUGUUUGGCUUAUUUCCAGUCUCCCGACAUUUGACAGGGAGCUAAGGUGAGUUUUGCUUCUUCUAGACAGGUUUCAAUCAGCAGGCUGGAUGCAGUAGAUUGAAUUCUGUGUACUUUACUUGGCCUCCAAGAGAGAUCUUCCCUGACCUCAGGGACAGAGAAGGAACAGUCAGCUGGAGUUUAAAGUGAGAGGAGAAUGGGCUUAAUCACGGUAUCUCCAAGCCCAGAACCAGUUUUAAGUUCUAAGAACAAGGCAGAGCUGUCCCAGUCCCUGCCCUGUGCCAGACCCCUGUGCCUGAGCUGUCUCCUGCUUCCUCAUCACCAUCCUGGAAAUCCCAGACUCUGGGACCUCAGUCAUCACACACAGCUUGUGGCUGAAUGUCAUCACCUGCUAAAAAAUCACAGCAUCUUUGUUCUCUAUUUGAAUUAGUUGAGCUCUUUUUAAUCCCUUGUUUGUGGCGUAUUUUGCAAGCACUUUCAGACUCGGGGGAAAACAAUAUUUAUUUCCCAACAAGCUCAGCCUUUUUCAUUCUGACAGCAUUGAUUAUUUUUUCUUCCACUGGUUGUAAUGGAGCUUGAAAUUUACAUUUCAUAGGACUUUUUUGGUUCUUUGCUUUGAUUCUGCUUGUGUUUCUUACCAGUACAAUCAGCUGUGUGAGUCCAGCUCUGGCGUGCAGUGGAGCAGAAUAAGGAAAGGGACAAUUUUAGGAAAUUAUCUUUUAGCCAAGUGCCAGAGCUGCUCGUGGAGCCCAGUAAGGAGCUCGCUACAAAACUCCAGUGGGGUUUAAGCUCUCCAAAAUAUUUCCCUGAGAUGGUUAAAGCUGCGUUGGUGCUUCCUCUUGCCAGCCCUGCUGUGAUGCAAGGCUGCUCCUCUAUGAAUAGCACGCUGACAGCAGAUCAGCUGAGGCUGCACUUGCUGCUUUCAGAGCAUCCUGAUCAGAACUGCCUCCCAUUCCCGGGUCAGAGCAGCACCCCUGGGCACCCAGCCCACGGCCCCAGUGCCAAAGCUCCAUCCGUGCCCAAGCUGCCCCAGCUGUGUUCAGCUCUCCCUGCCCGCUGCGCUCACCCACUGCUCUCCCUUAGCCUGGCACUGUCAGCUCCAGCCCUCACUGGAAGUGAAUCAAGCACUGGAAAUAGAAGCCCAGUGGGGGUGAGGCUGCUCCCUGAUUCAGGCUGCAGGAAAAUCUAAAUUAGGAGGCAGAUUCUCUGCCUUUGCAUGCCUAGGGUGAGUAAUCCUCCAAGUUAUGGCUUGGAGGGAACUGCAGCAACUCAGGCCUGAAUGCAAAGCUCCAGCUUGGAGGAUGCUUUAGGAACCAUAUGUCAUGUGCUGCCCUCAGCUGAGAGCAAACGUCUCUGCCCUGGGGAUUGUCUGCCCUGGCCAUAGCUGAGACUAAAAUUAGCAGAGUGUUGCAUAAAUUGCGAGCUGUAGGUUCAUUGCCUGGCCCACAGGGAGUUUUAAUACUUGCUGUUUCCUCUAAGAAGAGACAAUAAGCCCAGUGGAGGAGAAGCAGAAAAGCCAAAACCCUGUGGUGCUGGCUCUGUCUGGAGGGCUGUAGAGCAAUCUGGGUUUGAGACGCAGCUCAGAGCAGAUCUCAGGGUUUGGCCUGAGCAGCAGGUGCCGUGAAAAGCCCAAGCUGGAUUUUACUGCCCAGAACAAGGUCUCAGGAAACAGACGGAUUGCUAAGAGAGCAAACAAUGAGACAAAGGAUUCACAGGGAGCCAGCACGGGCAGGCUGACCAAGCCAAAGCACGUGGGGCUGCUUGGCUUGGCAUAAAUAAUUGAGGUUUUGGCCAAAAAAAGUGCAGAAGGUGUCGUUAACCCGUAGCGUUAUGAAUUUUUUGAUGGGUUCAGGGCCUUCACUGCUGUGCCAACCAUGUCCCCUCCCCGCACCACGCUCCAGAGCCUUGGAUCUCCCACCAGGACUCUGAGUGAGUUGUUAAUCACAAGCAGCCACAGAGGCUGGUGCCAGAUCUCUUCCCUGGACGUGGAGACGUCUGGAAGAACAGUCUGCUCUUCACCGCUGGUAGGGGAAGGACACAAAGCGUGAAGGAGGAAAAACUUGCUUGGUUUGGCUCCAGCCACUUCCUGAACAUGCUCACAUUUCUCAGGAAGGGCAGUCAGAUCUCCAGUUUUUGCAUCCUGGCUGGAAUUCCACACGUAGAUUUGCCAAGAAAUGCCUUCAGCAGCACAGCACCUCUUCCUGCUCCAAUAUCUGAGUGUUUCCAAGCCCUAACUGCACCUUCAGCAUCCUCUUCUAUGCUGAUCCUAUUUUUAAAUUGAUUCUUAUUGAUCUCUCUUGGUAUCAAAAGAGAUUUCUGGCAACUUUCCGUAGUCUAUCACACACCCCAUUAAAUCUGGUGAAGAACUAGAUGUGGAAAUAACGCGCAACACUUGGUAUUGGUAAAUUAAAGAUUUCCUUAAGAGCCAUACACUUGAAAAAUCCAGUUUUUCCAACAGGAAAAGGUGUCCUGAUGUCAGACCAUUCAUGUUCGAUGCAUCAGAAAGCAAAAUAAUUUGAACAAAUUCCACGCUGCUGCAGAUUACACUUUGUGUAUAUGCAAGCAUCACCUUCCAGGUAUGAUUUGGGGUUUUUGUUCAGGCUGUGAAAUAAAAACAGGCCUAGGGAUCU
This is a messenger RNA of Hirundo rustica (Barn swallow), 5579 nucleotides long. RefSeq names its product Golgi integral membrane protein 4-like. The transcript is spliced from 14 exons. Bases 462 to 2090 code for a protein of 542 amino acids. The record is from RefSeq and is a predicted model, not a curated record. NCBI's taxonomy places the organism in Eukaryota, Metazoa, Chordata, Aves, Passeriformes, Hirundinidae. Gene Ontology annotation, cellular component: Golgi apparatus; Golgi membrane.